AUGAAAAGAAUAUUCGGCAAGAUUCGACGAACUGAAACACUAAUCUACAAUAGCUUUGUUUCACGUUUAAUAUCUAUCUAUCUAUCUAUAUAUCUAUCUAUCUAUCUAUCUAUCUCUAUAUACGUGUAUAAGUCGAUACAUCUCUCUAUGUCUGUUCAUAUCUCUCUCUCUCUCUCUCUCUCUCUCUCCAUCUCUCUAUUCAUCUAUCUAUCUAUCCAUAUCGGUACAUAUCAUCUAUCUAUCUAUCAUCUAUGUCUGUUUAUCUCUAUCUAUCUCUCUAUCUCUCUCUCUAUCUAUCUAUCUCAUCCAUCUAUAUCGGUACAUAUCUAUCUAUCUAUCUAUCUAUCUAUAUCUGUUUAUCUCUCUCUAUCUAUCUAUCUAUCUAUCUAUAUCGGUACAUAUCUAUCUAUCUAUCUAUCUAUCUAUCUAUCUAUCUAUCUAUGUCUGUUCAUAUUUAUGCCUGUUCACAUCUCUCUAUUAUCUAUCUAUAUAUCUAUCUAUGUCUGUUCAUAUCUAUCUAUCUAUCUAUCUAUCUAUCUAUGUCUGUUCAUAUCUAUCUAUCUAUCUAUCUAUCUAUCUAUGUUCAUAUCUAUCUAUCUAUCUACCUAUCUAUCUAUCUAUGUCUGUUCAUAUUUAUGCCUGUUCACAUCUAUCUAUCUAUCUAUAUCUAUCUAUCUAUCUAUUCAUAUCUAUCUAUCAUUCAUCUAUCUAUCUGUAUGCCUGUUCAUAUCUAUCUAUCUAUCUAUCUAUCUAUCUAUCUAUCUAUCUAUGUCUGUUCAUAUCUAUCUAUCUAGCUAUCUAUGCGCUGAUGAGCAUCCGAAACCUGAUAGAUCAUCAUCCUCGUCAAACCCUUCAAUCUCGCCUCCAUCGUCAACCUCCUAG
This is a messenger RNA of Acanthosepion pharaonis, 882 nucleotides long. The record is from the annotation of a GenBank genome assembly. Lineage: Eukaryota; Metazoa; Mollusca; Cephalopoda; Sepiida; Sepiidae.